Messenger RNA from Cylicostephanus goldi, 687 nucleotides. The record is from the annotation of a GenBank genome assembly. Lineage: Eukaryota; Metazoa; Nematoda; Chromadorea; Rhabditida; Strongylidae.
AUGGGUAGCAGCACAACAACUUCGGAAGCUCGGAAAAAGCAACCGCAUCGCUUUUUGACAAGAGCUGAAAAGGACGCACUUAGGAGAUCCGAGGAAACCCAAGUUGCGCGCGAUCUACGUCUUGCUGCUGAUGUAGAACGAGCAGCUUUGAGAAAAUCCAACGAAACCGAAGGCGAGCGCAAGCUGCGCCUCUCGGUCAACGCAGAAAGAACCAGACUAAGGAGGUUGGCUGAAACCGAAGAGAGCAGAGCCGACCGCCUUGCUGGGAAUGCUGAAAGAAGUAGGAAAAAAAGAGCAACUGCUGCUGUUGAGAAGCGGCAAAUGGGAGAAGAGAAUUGCGUUCCGAGUACUUCCAAUCUGGAUAAUUCCGAACUCGUGGAAAACUUUUCCGGAGCAGCUUUUUCACAUCUUUCCAACAAUACCGCUACAGAAGAAGUGGCAGCUGAGAGCCAUCUAACGUCGUUUGAGCGAUCAGAUCAAGAGAGUAUUAACACGAUCCUCGUCCACCGCAUAAUGAGGAUCUCACAGAUGGAAAGUGAAUUAGAUUCUACUGUCAAUGAGAGCAACUUUUUGGAAACACCUGUGAGUGCGUCCACUAUGCUAAAAGAGGAUUUGCCUGCGCAGGUAAAUCCAGCAACAAAACUUCUUGGGACAAGCUCAAAUGCUGCACUAAAUCCACGUUUAUAG